Molecule: messenger RNA, 2597 nt
Organism: Ruditapes philippinarum (Manila clam)
Lineage: Eukaryota; Metazoa; Mollusca; Bivalvia; Venerida; Veneridae
Product: arrestin domain-containing protein 3-like
Exons: 7
Coding region: 34-1218 (394 amino acids)
Biological process (GO): protein transport
Cellular component (GO): cytoplasm
Source: RefSeq, a predicted model, not a curated record
UAACGGCUAUAGAAACAAAAAAACAAAACAAACAUGGCUCUGCAAGAUUUGUCUCAAAUUGUAUUAGACAAUCCUACUGGUGUUUUUUACCCUGGUCAACUUAUUACAGGGAAGUUUGAACUUGUUCUUACAGAGAAAAAAACUAUUACAGCUAUCAACUUCAUUUCCAAGGGCCAAGCAAAAUGUCAAUGGACAGAGGGAGCGGGAGAAAAUGCCCAAUUUUACGACGGACAUGAAAAAUAUUUCCAUUUUAAAGAGUGUCUGUUUGGAAAACAACAAUCAGGUAAGAGCAGUGUAAAAUUCAAACCAGGGAAGUAUGAAUACCCAUUUAAAGUCCAGCUUCCUUCAAAUAUACCGGCGUCAUUCGAGGCAUUCGUUGGUCAAGUGAGAUAUUCCUUAAAGGCACACAUCGACAUCCGAUGGGCAAAGGAUAAAUACUGUAAAAAGCUUAUAACAAUUGUCGUGCCACUUGAUUUAAAUACAAUUCCCAAUGUUACGGAAGGAGCGACAAACACUGGAGAGAAGAGAUUAUGUUGUCUUUGCUGUGAAUCUGACCCGAUUUCCGGCAUGAUCGCGAUUGACAGGAAAGGAUAUGUCCCGGGAGAAAUGAUAAUAGUUCGGGGAGAGAUCAACAACCAAAGUAACAGAAAAAUGACUUGUACAAAAGUAUGCUUACAAAUGGUGGUUACAUACCAUGCAACUACGAAGUCCAUGGCUUUUAAACAAACCAUAGGAGAACUGAAACAUGGGAAACUUAAAGGUGGAGAGACGGAAAUCUUUAACAAUGAAAGGCUGCACAUUCCACCUGUAUCGAAUUCCUAUCUCCAUGGUUGUAAAAUCAUUGACAUCAACUACUUCGUAGAGAUUAUAGCAGAUCCUUCAGGCCCAGGCUUUGAUCUCGAGGUUCCCGUAGAGAUUAUUAUAGGAAGUAUACCACUAACCUCAGUUGCAGAACAGCAUGGUCUGUCUCUUUCGACACAAGAACCAAUGUCUGUCUCGCUCCCCCAACCAGGCAACAGCCUUCGAGGCUUAUACACAGACUUAUCAAUGCCAACAAAUAUACCAACUGCUACAAUGACUGAGAGUGCAACAGGACGAGUGAAAAUUAAAGUAGGGAAAGGCAGCAAGGACACCGUGGAAUAUGCACCAGUCUACACAUAUUAUAACUGGAACACACACGACACAGACACAUUGUUCUCCGUACAAAAAGAAAAAUGACAGAUCAUCCUUCAAUACAGUGCCAUUCAUUGGGUGAAUUAAUUAAUUUUAAUAAUAAGAUGUUUGCCAUGUUAAAUUCAGUCUAGACAUUGAAUAUAUCCGUGCAUGUAUAUCCCAAAACUCAUUUGUUUAUUCGUAGUACAUCUUUAUAAGCAGUAGUCAAAUUGUAUAAUUGAUAGACUUAAAUAAUAUACAUGUAAUAUGAAAUUAGUACAGUUCUGAAUUCUGUUGGACGAGAACACAUGCAGUUGUCAUACCGAAAAUCGACGAGGCGCCAGCCGAGUCAGAAAUAGAUUUUGCAACUGUGUACUUGUCCAAUAAAAUCAGUAUUGUUCUCAACAAUAUGUAAUUACUUCUUUAUUUUGUACCAUCAUUCUGGACAUGUAACAUAUUGUCAGAACUUUGUUACUUCAAGUUCAAUAAGUAACUGAUAUGCAUUGUUCGACUCUCAAAAAUAAAAACUACGCUAGAUCAGGGUCUUUCCGAUAUUUGAAAGACCCUGGCUAGAUGGAGUAUGAUUUGAUUUAUAAUCAAAGUGCUGCAGCACUGAAUGCGACGGACAUGCAACCGGAGAGACAUUAAGGCUUCUUUUAGAAAAAAACAAAACAAAACACAAAAUAUAUAACAGAGAAAAUUCGUUCCAUACAAGUUCGAGAUUUGUAGAGCAAUAUAUUUUGUGUCCCAAACUGAUAUAAUUCAGAUUUUCUACUUUCAAGCACUUAAAUACAGAAUGAAAUUUAUGCCUAAAAACUCUGAUCAAACUUGUAAAUCAGUGUCCUUAUCGAUUUAUUCCAAGAAAUGAUAUGUAAAUAGAAAAAAACUGUUAACGAAAUAUUUCUAAAAUAAAACCAGGCAAAUAAACUUCAAACAUAAAUUAAUACAUUAUACAUUCGAGAAUGCUAUUUAGAAUUGCUUCGUGUUAUAUCAUAGUGGGCAUAUAGACAAUGAAAUAUAAGUCAUUUGUAUUGGGCCGGUCUAAAACGCAGACGCUUAUGCAGACAAUAUAGAAUAUAUAGUAAAACGCAGACAAUAUAGAUAUAGAGUGUUUUCACAAAACGCAGACGAUAUAGAAAUAGAAGGUGUGAAUUAGACUCUUAACAGCUUGUCACCACUUUUUUUUCAGAUUAACUUUAUAAAAUAAGAGAUUUAUAAGAAUUAUUAUUUGAUACAAAAAUAACAUUUUAAUUAGAGAUUAGAAAUGUUUUUAUUUAAAUGUUUUAUUAGUAUCAUAAUAUCAACAAUAAAUAUAUAAAUAGUGAUAUAAGAAAGGGUUUUUUUUAUUCUAUGUUAGAUUUUAAUUAAAUUAAUUUGAAAUAAAAUAUUUAAUACUAGCUUUGCAUAAUUUGUAACAUAAAAGAAAUGUGGACAAGAAAGUAAUA